Molecule: messenger RNA, 8260 nt
Organism: Xiphophorus hellerii (green swordtail)
Lineage: Eukaryota; Metazoa; Chordata; Actinopteri; Cyprinodontiformes; Poeciliidae
Product: centromere protein F
Exons: 18
Coding region: 1142-4507 (1121 amino acids)
Biological process (GO): regulation of G2/M transition of mitotic cell cycle; mitotic cell cycle; metaphase chromosome alignment
Cellular component (GO): nucleus; spindle pole; chromosome, centromeric region
Molecular function (GO): microtubule binding; dynein complex binding
Source: RefSeq, a predicted model, not a curated record
CCCCUCCUGCCUCGUGCCGCCCCCGGGUUCUGUUGGGUUAUCAGUGGGACAGAUCCCGCGGUAUUUUGCAGCUCAUAUAAAAGCUGUCAACGUUCGGGUUGAGUUCUGUCCCGUUUCAGGUGGCUGUUUGGCUCCGUGACCACCGAGCGUCCCCGGCUGAUCUUUGUGACGCUCUGAAGUGGAUGGCCCAGACGGACAGAGAUGAGCUGGGCUGAGGAGGAUUGGACGGUGGGCCUCUCUGGGAGGGUCCUGCAGAAGGUGAAGGAGCUGCAGGUGUUUAAGGAGCGACUGUCCAGAGAGAACAAGCAGAAGCAGCUGCAGCUGGACAACAUUCAUACCAACCUUGAAAAACAAACAGCGAAGUAUGAGGCGGUCCGUGGGGAGCUGCAGUUUGUUCAGAGAGAUCUGCAAAGCGUUCGGGAGGAGGCCGAGGCGGCCGUGACAGGCAAAGAGCGCCUCGCCCAGGAACUUCACACCAAGCAGGCCCAGGUCUGCUCUCUGGAGGGGCAGCUCGACGCAGGCUCGUAACCAAAACAUCCACCUCAGCCAAGAAAUCAAGAGAUUGGAAGCUGAGCUGGAAAAGCUGCAGAACAGCAGCCGGCGCGCAGACACCACUCUAUUUUCCACACCCUGCUGGACUGCAUCCUCACCCUGGGAACACAAUGGGAGCAGACAGGAAGACAGAUCCGGGCAGCGGGAUGAAGGACAGAGCCGGGGUCAUCAUAUCAGACAGCGGCUCCAGUUUUCAGAAGCGUCCGCAUCCUUCGCUGCCUCGACAGCAGCACAAGAGCACACCGCUCCGCCACCCAUCCGACCAGUCGGAUGUCUUUUCCACACCUUCAGGCGGUGUUUCCAUGGGAACGAGAUGACUCUGGACCUGCAUCCAGAAGACGACCCGCGUCUUCUCCUCAGGACGCCGAGCCCUGAGGCUCCUUGAAUCAAGGUCGAUUGGACCGGAGUUCUGAAGAAAAGGUCCACAAGACGGAAACAGACAUAUCUUCAUCAGAGCUGCAGAGUCGUCUCUCGGCUCUGGAGGACCAGCUUUCUGAGAAGGUCGGGAAUCUGAAGACGGUCCAGAAUGAAAUGGGGCUGAUGAAGAAGGAGCUCGCUGUUAAAGAGCUGGACCUGCAGAAAACCCAGGAUGGAGCUCAACAUGGCGCACACACGGAUGGCUCAGGACAAAGAACGGGUAUCAGAAGCCGAGCACAAGCUGAAGCAGCUUCAAGAGGAGCUCAAGUGCCAGAGGCAAAAUGCAGAGAGCAGUCGGCUUCAGCACCAGCAGCGCACCAAGGAGCUGGAGAAAGUGCAUCAGAAGGAUUUGGCGGAGCUGCAGAAGGAGAGGCAGUGUGUGGAGAAGCAGCACCAGCAGGAGGUGAAUAAGCUGAACCAGGAGCUGCAACAGGCCAGGUCGCUCCACAAUGCUCUGCAGGCCCAGGCUGACAAGCUAACUCUGCAGAAGCAGGCGUUGGACAAAGAGCUGGACUCUCUGAAGGAGAAGCUGAAGUGGACGGAGGAGCAGCUGAAGGAGAGCCAGAAGAAAGAGACUCAGACACAAGCCAAGCUGACGGAAGCCGUACGUGAGGCGGAGGGUGUGGCGGUAACCCUGGAGCAAAGCAGGAAGAGAGAGCGAGCUCUGGAGGAGGAGGGGAGGAAACUGCAGGAGGAGCAAGCUGACACCCUGCGUCUCCUCAAAGAACUGCAGGAACAAAAAGCUCCUGCAGCAUCGACUCAGCCUGCGCCGUUUGGACCCGUUGGACAGAGUUUUUCCUCUCUGUCUCGAGCCGCAGCCCACAGCCGGAGGACCGCAGCUUCCCAGUCAGAGCAGAACAGGGAUGGGAUCAGGGCAGAGGUCACAGCAGCAUGUCCUUCUGCCAGAGAGCCUGGGGAGGGAAUCGACGCCGAGCAGAUCAGCAUCACAAACUCUGAGCGUCAACAGAAAGUGGGACAAAGAGAAGAAGCUGAUAAAGAUGGAGAGAGCCGGAGAAACAGCGCAGAUAGAGCAACAACUGCUGAACACCCAGCUGCGACAGGAGGUCUGAAGAUCGAACAUGCACAACUUCCUAAAUCUGAUGAACCCGCUUCAUCUCAGGACUUCAAGAGGGAGAACGACGGCCUCCGCUCGGAGCUCCGCGAUGUCCGUGAAGAACUCCAGAGAAGGCUGGAGGACCUGGAGGUCCAGCGGCGGGCCGAGACGGAAGCGAGGACGCGCCUCAAACAGCUCAGCCGCAAGCACUCCACCCAGGCGGCGGAGAGGGAGGAGAGAGAGAAGGACCUGAAGGUAAAGCUGGAGAAUGAGAAGGCUGAGACGGAAAGGCUGAAGAGGAGCGUUGCUGCUUUGGAGGCAGAGAUGAAGAGAAGCAGAGAGGAGGCAGAGAAGGAGGAGAAGCAGGAAGAGGAGACGAGUACCACUCAAAACGACAGAGAGAGUGAACUUGUCGAGCUGAACAUCCAGCUGAAAAAUCAGCUGGCAAUGGUGAAAGCUCAGCUGGCUUUGGAACGAGAGGAACGAAAGAUGGAGGAAGAGGAGAGAAACCAAAGGAUGAACACAGAUUCUGAUGUGAACACAGAGCUGAGCGUGAAGCUCGCAGAGAUCAUGGCUGAAGUCAAGGAGCUGAAGCACAGAAGAGAAGAAGACUCAGUGGAAGAUGAGCAGCUUUCCACCUCCAGCAGCCCCCUACCCAGCCUUCCUGACGACGAACUCACCUCCAACACCGGUUGCUCUGACAACAGUCUCCUCUCCUCCCCAGAGGAGCACCUCCUCUUCUGCGAGUCUACCAACCAACGCAACGCUCUCCUGUCCACAGAAACUGAAGACAUUCUCCGUCUCAGCGGUCAAACAACCAAAGAAACAUCGGAUCAGAUCAAGCUCUCUUCAUCAGACCUCCAGCGGGAUCAGCCCCCGACCUCUGACCUCACUAAGGUGGUGGAGAUCCUGCAGAAAAAGUGUGCAAAGGAGUCAGAGCGGGCCAAAAAGUACAGAGAUAAAUUUGAGGCCCUGCAGAUCCAGGUAACACGUCAGACCAAAGAGCUGACCACUGCCUUCGAGAAGCAGAGUCAGCACAUCUUAGGCCUUCUUGCUGAGCUGCAGGAGAAAGAGAGCGCCCUCUUGAGCCAGGGAGAGGAAUUGAAGCAAUGCAAGCAAGAGUUGAAAGAACUAAAGCAGGAACAAAUCAAUGUGGCAACGCUGACAGCUGACAGAGAGACUGAAGAGAGAAAGAGAGAUGAAGAGCUUACAGAGAAAUCAAAACUUAUACAAGAAGAAAAGGCUGUUGCUCCUCUUCCCUCUUCAGACUUAAAUAUUCAAAAAGAAACAAUUCAGCCCAAUGUGGAGGAAUGUGAAGCUGAAAUACCUCCACCUGUUGGUGGUGAAGGUGCAGCUGUAACUUCUGGAGAGAGGUCUGCAGUCGGUCCAUGUGACUCUGUUGGUGAGGAGGAAGAGAUUCAGCUCAGUCAACAUGGAGAGAGAGUCGACACGUUAGCAGAACUUCAUGUUCUCAGGCAGGAAAAGCAGCUGCUGCAGCAGAGAGUCAGGGAUUUGACUAACAUGGACACCAGAGACCAAACUUCACAGACUGACAGUGAGAAUCAGAACAACACAGAAAACACGGCCUGCUUGGCAGGGGAAGAUCUGCUCAAGAAUGAGGCAGCGACAGACCAGCAGCUGCUAAUAAAUCUGAAGAGGAGCGAUGAUGAAGGUCAAGAUUUGGAAGGAGAAAACACAAGCAGCAUGAGUGGUGAAAGAAAUGCAGAGGACAUGACUGAGAUUCAGAUAAACCGCCUGCAGGAACAGGUGGAGGCGCUGCAGAGACGAGUCAGGACUCUGACUGAGGAGACCGAGGUCCAGGCCCAGGAGCUCGCCUUAUGGAGACUAGCGUCCCAGCCCGCCUCUGCAGUCCAACACUUACUCACCAACGCAGAUGAUGAGAGCGAAACGCUGCAACGCAUUCCUGCUGCCAGUCGGCCUGAACCCACAGAAGAGCCGACCAAACGCCUCGCUCAGAGCGGCCACAGCCAGGUCCAGAAGAACCCGGACGUGGUCACGGUCAUCAGGGAGGAUGAAGUAUCGCUCUGCUGCUCCUCUAGAAAGCUGCAGGGUCGCCUGCUGUUCUCCAGGCUUCAGAACAGCAGCCUUCCUGAACCAAAGAGCCUCCGUUCGCCUAAGAAGUCUCUUCAGGAACAACCCCGGAGCGGUGCAGAGUUUGACCCGGAAUCUGAAAAAGAAAACCAGGAGAUAAACUUGCAUUGGUCAGAAAGUUAUCCAGAACAAAACAAAUUGAAGAAAGAUGCUAAACUCAUCCAAGUGUCAUCGCAGAAGAUUGCUCAACACCAUGGAGCCAAAGAUCUCAGCGUCUCAGGAUCAAGUCUAAGCAAAGUGCAACAUUUCUACGCAGAAACUCAACAUACCAAACUGGACUCCUUCAGAGGAGCCGGUGACUUUGAAACACCGAUUUAUCCCCAGCGACAGUCAUAUGAAGGUAGAAGCUGUGAGUGUCGGCAGUCAGACUGAGGGCAGUUUGCUUCCUUGUGGAGUUUCUACGGCGUCUGCAGCCACUCAGACUGAGCAGGACUUCAGUGAUGAGGAAGAGUCAGUCGAAUCUCCUCCUGUUUCUCCCGUUUCUUCAGCAGGAGAAGAUGGAAGCAGGGGAGAAAAUGUUGCUCUCAGGUUCUUUUCCCAUCCCGUCCGAUCCGGCUCGUCUCGCUGAAAGGAUCCGCCGCAACAGGACGCAGCUGUCGGCCGCCUUCGAUGACACGGAGUACGAGCCGUACGGCCUGCCAGAGGUCGUCAUGAAAGGUUUUGCUGACAUCCCCACCGGCCCGUCGUGCCCAUACAUUGUGAGAAGAGGUUUGUUAGGAACAGUUCAACCUUUGUCUAAGAAAGAACCGCGAGAAGACGAGGAGACAGAUUAAAGCAAAGCAUCAGAUCUAGCAGGAGGAGCUGGUCACUUUGGGAGGAUUCUCUCCUCUGUUUGUUACCCUGCAGGUAACUGGGCCUGACGAGCUGCACUCCUCCACCUCGGUUCUGAACGGCUUUAAUUGUCCCAAGUUCACCCUGAAGUCGCUGUGCAGAGACUCUGCCGGUAAUCCACACCCACCUGCGUAAUCAGACUGUAGGUUUGGGAUUUAGUGACGUUUGUUUCUGUUCUUGAACCUCUCCUCCAAAAGGAUUGUUUUGUUUUCUUCCCACUCCUGAGUCGGGGGGCUUUCAGCUUACCUUGAAUUGAACAGUGCCUCGUCGACGUUUUUCUAAACCUGUCCAGAUAAGCUUGACUUGUUUUCCAAGAGGGUCGAUCCAAAAGUGAGAACACGUUCAAAAUUUUCCCGUUUUAACUUGGUAAGCUUUUUUAUUUAUGGACACUUGAAUGUGUUUUAUUAGUGCGUGGGAGGGAUGAGCGUUUACAGAAGUGUGUGUGAAAAACAUUAGCUGUGAAAAUUAACAUGUGUGUCCCUCAUCUUGAUGUCACUGUUUGUAUAUACAGUAAGUGGGCGUGUGUGUGUGUGUGCUGGGUGAGCACACGUCUAUGAGUCAGUGUAACCUGCACUGGUUUCCGCUCCAUGUAUGGAGAUACACACUGAGCUCCUUCUCUCCUCUCUGUCCUGCUAUGCUUCCCCGCCCUACACUAACAAACACUCUAACACUAGCUGGCUUUAAAGCCACUUUUAAAAGAAAACAACUGAAGUUUAAUUUUGUGGGAUCCUGCAGAGUCUGGAAAGAUAUGGGAAAACAUCUGGUCUUCCAGCUUGUUGAAUGUGAAACUAGAAAGAUCUUUUUGGGUUUCCUACAGCAUAAAAACUCACAAUAUCUGUGCCCGUUUCUCUUGUUACCGAGAAAUGGGAACACAGUUUUACAGAGUGAACAUAAACAUCACAUUUUAUUGAGGGAAACCUGAGUGAUGUCAUUAAAAAUUAUAAACUGAAUGAUCCACAUAGAUACAGAAAUCAUUUUUCUCAGUUACAAGCACAAACAUCUUUGAAAAAAGUUACCUGAUCAAAGUUCGUUCUUCCACAUGAUUUUCUCUGUCUGUUGUGUUGCUUUAAACCAGGGGUCAUUUGUGGCCCCUGAUGUGAUUUUGUGCACCCCCUUUAUGAUACAAAUAUGCCCACCAGUGCAGGUGAUUGAUGCAGACGGAGAGUUUUUUUUUUUCCAAUUAGGAAAAAAAUGACUCACAUUAUGUUUUUAUAGCUUAUAUUUUAUAGCUGAGUCUUUUUUGGUUUUAUUCAGUUGACCCCAAAAUAAAUUACUGAAGUAGCUCUAUUUUAUUUUAAGGUUUCAGAGUAAAGAGAUUAAAUAUGAAUGCAAACACAAUUGUAAAAAAUAGAAGAAAUAAGAAAACCAUGUCAGAUGUAUUGUUUUCUGUUGCUUGGCAGCAAAAAUGUUCAAAUUCCAGACUUGAGUAUUUUUGUUUUGCGCUUACAUGUCCUCCACUUGAAUGGGUUUUUGCAUUUUCUCCGGCUUCCUCCCACGUGACGGACAGGCGACCAAUGACUGCUGGAGGCCCUGCAGGAAUAAGUGGGUAUAGACAAAGGAUGGAUUGUUUUCCUUCCACUUAACGAUUACGUUCUACUUCCAUCUAAAUCACAGUAAAUUCCUCAGAAGUUUGUGGUUGUAACAGGAAAAUGAGAAGAAUACUAUAAUGCAGGGUUAUCUUGUUACCACAAGUCAUAGUCUUUGAAGGACUUGUAAAAAAAACUACGAUCAUACAAGCAUUUACAGUGAAUUAUCUGUAAAUGGACAUUACUAAGUUUGCAAGAUGCUUUAAUACAAAUGUGUUUUUGAAACAAAAAAUAUGAUGAAAUAAGUGAGGUUCCAGUAUAAGUUAUUUCAAUCUGACACCUACAUGAUUAGAGAUGUUCGGAUACAAGCAAUGUUGACACCUCAGUAGCUUUUUGUGCAGGAAAAUAAGGCAAAGCCUUUGUGCAAAUUUUUCUUUUAAAUUGUUUUCUAUCUGGACAAAUGUUUCAGAGUAAAACUCAUUGUUUUCACCUUAGUGUUGGUGUUGAAUGUAAGGGGCUGGAAAUCAGCAACCAUAAUGUUGAACUUAUUUAUACACGGUGCCGGUUUAUUACAGAGAUUAUCUCAAACCUACAACUGACAUAAUUCAUGUCCAAAUAUAUUGAAUCCAGUUAGCUUUAACUCAGAUUUAUUUCAGUUAUUAAUCAAGUUGAGAUCGAACAUGCAGAUUUAAUCCUGACAACACAAUCAGACUCAGUUGAUCACAUAAUGCCGAUUGGUGGCCUUGAUUUUUCAGCAAUCUCUCAUCUAAAGUGAGCAUGUGGCAACAGUGGAGAGAAACAGUCAGAACUGGACUUCUUUAAUAUUUUUGUUAUAAAACAAAUAAAAUGAAUUCUUUUUUUUUCUUUCUUUUAGCUAGAUGAAUCUUUUUGAGGUUAUUAAACCUUAUGAGUCCGGUAGGAAAUAUGACUUUUAAUCGACUUGAGCUCUGGUUUACCUUGAGCCAAGACCAUCUGGUUUCAGUCGCUUUAACACAAUUAUGAUGUGGGAGUAACUUGUUACGUUUUCUUUGCAAAUCCAGUUACAUUUUGAAUCACAAAUAACAAUGAAAAUGUGCAAAUUAUUGAGCAUUUUCUGUUUGGUUUCCCCAUGUUAAGUCUCAUGUAUUUCUGUCAUCUUGUAAAAUGCUCUGAUAAAGGGAAACAAUAUUACUGUUGUUUUUUUUUUUGUUUUGUUUUACUAAAAAGGAUCAACUUGUCUGAAGAUAAAGCAAGUAUUUCUGGAUAUUUCAGACAGAACUAAAUGGCCUUCAUAGAUAAACUCAAGUGAUGAUGCUCUGGGAGCUGCAUGGCCCCUCCGUCCUGCUGCUGCUGGAACGUCAUCCUUUCCUCUCUCUGUUUAGUUGCAUAAACGCAGAUAAAAACUGCUUGAUUUGCUUUUAUUGGGCCACUUCUCAUCAACUUGAACAUACUUUAGACUGUUUUUAUUAAGAUCUUGUAGUCUAGAAUAUUUUAAAUGAACUUGAAUUAUUUGAAUGUUCAUCUGAGUGCUUUAGUUGUGUUUUGAGGUGGAGUUAGUGAAGCUACAUUUAGGACUGUUUUUUUUUAUUUCAUGUUUUCUGCCUUUUAUUUUUUUAAUUUAAAUGCUGCCAUUCUCUCCUGGCAUUACCUGUUGACUCCACCUGAGCUGUUCGUCCCUUCAUCCUAAGUCUGAUUGUGAGCAGGGAAACUGAGUCUGUCACCUUCCUUCAAUGUGGAUGUGUCUGUGUUUUUUUUUUCAAUAACAAUAAAACUUUUGCUCCUGUUUUAA